This is a messenger RNA of Aricia agestis (brown argus), 492 nucleotides long. It is a transcript of the gene mRpS16, whose product is annotated as probable 28S ribosomal protein S16, mitochondrial. Lineage: Eukaryota; Metazoa; Arthropoda; Insecta; Lepidoptera; Lycaenidae. Gene Ontology annotation, molecular function: structural constituent of ribosome. The record is from RefSeq and is a predicted model, not a curated record. Gene Ontology annotation, biological process: mitochondrial translation. Gene Ontology annotation, cellular component: ribosome; mitochondrial small ribosomal subunit. Bases 55 to 450 code for a protein of 131 amino acids. The transcript is spliced from 3 exons.
CUCAAAUCAAAAAUUGUUUUUGUUGAAUUUUAUUAAAUAAUUGAUAAUUUGAAGAUGGUGUUGCCUCCAGCUAGCGGAACUGGGCUAUAUUAUGCCAGAGCAGCGAAAUCCAUCCGUCUUAUUCGCCAGGGUUGUACAAAUAGACCGUUCUUUCAUAUUUCAGUCACUCACCGAAGGCGGGUAAAUAAGCAGCCAGUCAUAGAACAACUUGGUUCCUAUGAUCCAAUGCCAAAUCAAAAUAAUGAGAAACUGGUUGCCCUUAAUUUAGAAAGAAUAAAGUUUUGGCUUGGUCAAGGCGCUCAUGUUACAACACCAGUAGGUGAACUGCUUGGUUUGGCAGGGUUCUUCCCUAUUCACCCACGGACGUACAUGAUGGCUUGGAGGAACAGGAGUAAAGAAAGAGAAGCAUUAGAAAAGGAAGCUCAGAAAGAAAAUGAAAGUAAAUCUUAGGUUAUAAGUUACAUUGUUAGUUAGUAAAUUGUUUAGUCUUAA